AUGAAACAAACAGUCAUCAUUACUGGCGCAAACGGCGGUCUCGGAUCAGCCAUGGCCAAAGAGUUUUCACGCUCCAAGGAUGGCAAUCUGGAUUACCAUUGUGUAUACACGGUCCGCCAGGAAGCCAACUCUCCUAACCUGGCAAACGCCCUCAAGGAUGCCAAGGGAAGGCAUACGUACGAUGUAGCCAGCCUUGAUCUCUCAUCUCUGGCUGCCGUUCGUCAGUUUUCUCAGAGUAUCAACGCAAAAAUUGCAGCCGGGGAGCUUGGCCCUAUUCGCGCCCUCAUCCUCAACGCUGGAUACCAGGAGCACACCAGCCAACACUUUUCCGAUGAUGGAUUUGCCAUGUCUUUUCAGUGCAACUACUUGUCGCAUUGGCUACUUACCUUGACGCUGCUGCAAAAUCUGGAUCCUGAUCACGGACGGGUCGUCGUCGUGGGAAGCUGGUCGCAUGACGCCUGGGACAAGAGAAACGAUAUCAUGAAGGCAUUUGACGAUCCGAAAUGGAAGAUGCUCUUUGUCGACACGGAUUGCGUGGCGAAAGGCACUUGGAGUCCUCCGACGGAUGAUGGUGCUAUGCAAGCCGGCUUUCGACGCUAUGGUGCUUCCAAGCUCUGUCAGAUCAUGAUGAUAUACGAGCUUCAAGAGCGUCUCGAUGCUGAUUCUCGACUGAACAAAGUUGCCGUCGUCGGCGUUGAUCCCGGCGGCAUGGCGACAGAUUUGACUCGCCGUGGCAGUUGGGCCAUGGUUUUCAUGGUGCAGUGGCUGUUUCCCAUCAUCUCGGGUAUUUUGACGUAUCUCUCCCCCAACGGAACAUUGCGUCUGACGUCCAAGUCGGCCCGCGACGUCUUGCGAGCCGCUUUCGAUACGAAAGAAUUCGGCGACAGUCCCAAGGCCGUCUACAUGAAUGGCUCUGAGAAAGGGUCAACUAGUGCCGAGUCCAAGGAUCCGGAGAAGCGAGCCAUGCUCUGGAGAGGUAGCAUCCGCUACGUCGGGCUGACAGGUGCCGAUACAAGUCUGGAGAAAUGGAACUGA
Molecule: messenger RNA, 1035 nt
Organism: [Torrubiella] hemipterigena
Lineage: Eukaryota; Fungi; Ascomycota; Sordariomycetes; Hypocreales; Clavicipitaceae
Source: the annotation of a GenBank genome assembly